AGCGGGGAGGCGUCACAUAAAGAAAACAAUCCCAUAUUAAAUCAGUGUAUAAGUGUUAAAUAAUAAAUUGAUGAUCCAACUAAAGUUUGGGAUUUGAAAUCAACACAUAUAGACGUGUACGGGUUUGGUUGCAAUUGGGAAGCAGCAGUAGAGAUAGCAGCAACAGAAGUCCAAAAAAGUAAAGAAAAGGCCAUAAAUAUAAUAUUUGGGUGUCUGGAAACCACUAUAAAUUUCUGCCUACAAUUGCAACCGCACGCCAACAUUCCCAAAUCUCACCCCCUCUCCUCUCCUCCCCUCCUCCGUGGAAUACUAAAAACAAAACUCUUCAGAGAAAUGCAUACAUUACCCGCGCCCCUUCUGGUUCUCCUCUAUCUCUUUAUCUUCUUGCUUUCACCGCUCAAUGUUCCCGCGGCCGCCGACGAGGACAACCCCUUCACCCCAAAAGCUUUUCUGAAUCGUUAUUGGAACAAGGAGGUGCGGAAUGAUUUGCCAAAACCCACUUUUCUCUUCUCCAAGGUCUCUCCCUUGACGGCAGUGCAGUCGGCGGCCUUCGCCAAACUUGCAGCUCAAAAUGCUCUCUCCUCCCGACUCCCCGAGUUCUGCUCCGCCGCUAACUUGCUUUGCUUUCCUGAUUUAUCCCCCUCUUUGGCCAAGCACGACAGCACCUCCAACUUUGCUGUGUAUUCCAAUAAGAACUUCACCACUUACGGCACCCAAAGAUCUGGUGGAAUCGACUCCUUCAAAAACUAUUCCAAUGGUGACAAUGUGGUCGUCGAUUCCUUCAGGCGCUACAGCCACGAGGCCCUGGGCCACACCGAUCAAUUUUCCACCUAUGGCACUGAUACCAACGUCCCCGACCAGAGCUUUAACACUUAUGCCUCCAAAGCCGUCGGAGGCAACGGCGGGUUCACAACCUACGAACAAUCCGUCAAUGUCCCCAAUCUCCGGUUCACCACCUACUCCAGUGAUGCCACUGGAAGAUCUCAAUCCUUCAAGAGCUACAGCGAGAACGCAAACGCCGGAGAUCAGUCGUUUGUCAACUAUGGGAAACGGGGAAAUGGGGGUCCGAACGAGUUCACUGGCUACGGGACCAACGCAAACGUAAUAGGCUCAGGGUUUUCAAGCUACGGGGCAAACGGAAAUGGUGCGAACGACACAUUCACCAAUUACGGCAACGAGCAGAACAACCCACAGAAUAACUUCAGGAGCUAUGGCGACGGUGGGAAUGGAGCGAUUGAAAGCUUCUCUAGUUACAGGGACCAGGCCAAUGUGGGGGACGAUUCAUUCCAGUCCUACUCCAAAAACUCCAACUCUGCCAAGGUUAAUUUCGCAAAUUAUGGGAAAUCCUUCAACGAGGGUACGGACAAAUUUAGUGGCUAUGGUCAGAAUGGGAAUGGGCAAAGCGUGGGGUUCAAGACGUAUGGGGUGAAUACGACGUUCAAGGAUUACGCAAAACAGGGAAUUAGCUUUGCCAAGUACAGCAAUGUGAGCUCUGGGGGCGCGAAAAUGUCGGUGAGCGAAAGUUUGGCUAAGAGGUGGGUAGAGCCCGGGAAGUUCUUCCGGGAGUCGAUGUUGAGGAAGGGGACGGUGAUGGCGAUGCCGGACAUCAGAGAUAAAAUGCCGAAGAGGUCGUUCUUGCCCCGAUCUAUUCUGUCCAAGCUACCCUUCUCGAGCUCGAAGCUGGAGGUGAUGAAGCAGAUAUUCCACGCGGGGGAUAACUCGUCGAUGGAGACUAUGAUGACGGAGACGCUUAGGGACUGUGAGAGGACGCCCAGCGCCGGGGAGACGAAGCGGUGCGUGGGUUCGGUGGAGGAUAUGAUAGACUUCGCGACGUCGGUGCUGGGGCGGAACGUGGUGGUCCGGACGACGGAGAACACGAAGGGGUCGAAGGGGAACAUAAUGAUUGGGGCAGUGAAAGGGAUUGAGGGAGGGAAGGUGACGGAGUCGGUGUCUUGCCACCAGAGCCUGUUCCCUUACCUCCUCUACUACUGCCACUCCGUGCCCAAAGUUCGGGUGUACGAGGCGGAGUUGCUGGAUCCAACCUCUAAAGCCACCAUCAACCACGGAGUUGCCAUCUGUCACCUGGACACCUCGGCCUGGAGUCCCGCUCACGGGGCCUUCAUAGCUCUCGGAUCCGCCCCCGGUCGGGUGGAGGUGUGCCACUGGAUCUUCGAGAAUGACAUGACGUGGAGUGUGGCGGACUGAUCGGUCGCCGCACCGGGGGGUGAAUUAUAAGUGGAAGCUCUCUCACUUUCCAAUUGAAUGCAAAAUAGAGAAAAUAUUUUCUGUCAAGUCUUUUUUUCCGUUUUGGCUUACCUUCAACAGUUGUACGUUUACCCGCACUAAUUUGGGGGAAUUGGUUAUUUGGAAAAAGGGUAAAUGUAAUUAAUUGUAAGUGAUUUAAGUUAAUUUUGUGGAAGAAAUGGAAGCGAACUCAAAUUGUGAAGAGAA
Molecule: messenger RNA, 2451 nt
Organism: Cucurbita moschata (crookneck pumpkin)
Lineage: Eukaryota; Viridiplantae; Streptophyta; Magnoliopsida; Cucurbitales; Cucurbitaceae
Product: polygalacturonase 1 beta-like protein 3
Exons: 2
Coding region: 334-2205 (623 amino acids)
Source: RefSeq, a predicted model, not a curated record